Messenger RNA from Venturia canescens, 4764 nucleotides. RefSeq lists its product as uncharacterized. Bases 140 to 3010 code for a protein of 956 amino acids. The record is from RefSeq and is a predicted model, not a curated record. The transcript has 2 exons. Lineage: Eukaryota; Metazoa; Arthropoda; Insecta; Hymenoptera; Ichneumonidae.
GUUCACAAAGGACGUCGUCCGCUGCGUAGUUGUCUGCGUCGAUCUAAAACAAACAGAACACUCAACAUGAAAACUCAUUAAUCCUCUCGUCGAUGUAAACAUAAAACUUAAAAUACAGUGGAACUGCUGGUCUCCUGCAAUGGAGGAAAUGGACAAUCUUUACGCAAAACUGCAAGUUUACCUGAUGAAGAAGGAUGACCAAUUUGGUAAAUUGAGAUUUCUUACAUCGAGAACGACGAAUGAAAAUUUUAAGAACGUACAGGAGAUUUGUGACACAGUUGGAGAAAUAUUGAAGGCUUGUGGGAUUCCAACAGGAGAAAACACUUCGCUGAAAGAUCCAAAGUGUGUGCAGACUUUCAAGUAUCUUGUGUUAAACACAAAUUUUGAAUCGCAGGAAAAUUUGGGGGAAGAUCCAUUAAAUGGCUAUUUGGUGGACAUGUGCCCGCCCCUUUCGCCGUUCCUUCUCAUUGAAGUUCUCUGGUCUCUGGAGUAUGAAGAAAUUUUGGCAAGAUCGAUACUCCACGUGCCUCUGGAUUUGGCAGUCGAAUUGAUUGAAAUAUCAAAGCGUUGUGUAGCGCUCUUGGACUUUCCUCGUGCUCUGAACUUUUUGUUUCUUCUAACGGUCAACAAUUAUAAAAAACUGCAUUUGAUUGCUGCAAACGGUGCAAUAACAACGAAACUUGAGGAGAGCCUCGAAGAAUUGAUCAUUUAUUGUCAAGACUUAAUGUCUUCGUACAUCGACGUUAUUUUCAUGCGAAUAAAUGAAGUUGUGAGCAUUGAAAAAUCUGAGCGACAUGGUUUGAUCAUAAAAGCGAUGAUCAAGCUGACGCAGGAUUGCCUUGAAUGUGCAGAAAACGGUGUGAGCUUGUCGGACGAAGAAAUAAACCUAUACAAAUUGACUUUUGGCCGUGAGCCUCGCAAACUUGUCAAAGAAAAUUUCGCAUUACAUCUGAACGAGUUGGACCAAGAACUCAUUUAUAAUUUACUGAAAAAGGUGACAGAUGUUGACAUUGCGACUUACAUUGAUUGGGCUGAUCUCGAAGAUUUGUCCAACCCAACAAUGUCCCUUCAAAAGUCGCUCGGCAUAGAUUGUUACAACUUCAUCGAAUUCAUCAAGAACCACAAGAAUUCCAUAGAAACGAAUAAAUUGAUCUCGUGUCUGCAACAAAUAGCUUCGAAACCCGAACAUUCCGGAGCCACCAAUGCGAAUCUCGAUCUCGAAGCAUUGCGAAAAGGUUUGAUUGACGGAAAAAAGGAGUGUUUGAAAGGCCUCAUGGAACGCUAUCGCGAAUGGAACCACGAGAUUUACGUUGUUGUACGAAAGCAUUACGCGUCGAUGGACAAGCAAGAUUUCCUUAAUUUACUCGAAUAUCUCACGUACGUUAUGACGAAGGAGGGACAAGAAGAGCACAAACGCGACGUUUAUAUCACAGUUGUUAAAGCUCUACUUCAGCAGGAUAUCAAGAACGUUUACGAGACGGUAGUCGAUUAUAUAUUGCAGCACGAUGCCCGUAACACUCUCGAGUGCUCGUUCACCGAAGAAGCAUUCAAGAAUUUUAUUUCGCACAACAGAAAUUUGAAAACAGCGACAAAUUUGCGAAUGUUGUUGUUUUUCCUCGUUAAAAAUCCAAGUAAAUUUCUUACCAUUCUCGUGAAAAUGUGCAUCGGACAUCCCGAGUACAGCAACAUCAUGUUAACGCCGAGUGACUUCAUGCUGGUCUCUCCGAUUUUGAGUAUCCGUGAAAAACAAGAGGAAAGCUUUAUACUCGUGGCCCUCCGAAAAGUUUGCAUCGACAACGGCGAAUGGAAUUCGAAGAAAUUUUCACACCUCCUGGUAGUGCUUCUCGACGAGUGUAUUCUCGAUGUCGACGAUCUUGUCAACAAAAUAUUCAUUCCUUACCUCAAUGAGAGUUCCAAUAAUUUGCCAAAUAUUAAUUGGCUGAUGAAUUUUUUGCGAAAAGUUUUUGCAAAUCUCACUGAAAAGACAAAUUUCGAGGUUCUGUAUCUGACGAUCAUGAAAAAAAUGUCGAGCAUACGAAAUGACACGAAUUUACGAAAGUCCUCGAUGACCCAAACUUUUGCUCUUAUGGCCAGUUCGAUCGAACAUACAACCGGAAGGCUGCUUCAAUAUUCGAGUGAAAAUGCGAUAUCGGAACUCGUAGAUAAAGUUGAAGAAUCAGUGAGGCCACUGGACCAUUACUACUUGCACAAGUGCACACGUCUGUUGCUUUUCAAAGAAAUAGGAAGGGUGAAUAUUUUCAAUACGAUAAGAGACUACGAGAGGCGAUGUUUCGUGGUGUUAUCAAAAAUUCGUAGCUGUCAUGAGAUUGUCGAAAACCGUGAGCCGGAAAAGUUCGAUUUUCAAUCGAGCCAAUUCCAAGAUGACUAUAUUCGCCAUUUUAUUAUAACCUCAAUCGAGCCCGAAUACGUUCAAUUUGCUAUCGAAGCGGUGAUCUCCCAACGGGAUGUUUUGCACUGCCAAGACGAGUAUUUAGCCUACGAAAAAAUAGUCCGUUUGACGAUCGAAGCUGGUGUUCUUUGUCUGGAAUACCCUGGAGCGCAUUCGCCUGACGCUUUGGCAACACUGUUCAAAAGUCUCGCACGAUUCACGCGGAUGCUCGUGAAUCUUGAGAAAAUUUCUAACGACAAAAUCGAUCAAGGACUGCUCGUGAACUUUCGAAAUUUGGACGAGUCGAUUAAGCCAACGAUAUUUUCUUCCCUCUACACUAAUGCUGUUGUUGAAAUGAACAAUCGCGACUCUCGCGAAUCCGACUACGAAAAUUUGAAAGCUCUCGUUACGACGCUCGAUAAUUUUAGCAACAAGUGUCUCGAAAUUACUCGCAACGAGGUUACAUUCGAAGGGGCACCCUCUCACCAAGCUAGAAGAUUCAAAGUGGCUUUCGAUUUCAUUCAGGAAGUCACGAGUCCCACUUACGUUGAUGACAAUUAUUCAUCGCUAUCUAAAAUUUAUAAUCUAUUAUCUAUGAAACAAUCGCCCGAUGUACCUUGAGAGCUCAUUGUUACUGUAUUUUUGUUCGUUUAACAUGUGAUCAAACAAACGUUUUACUCUUAAAUAAUUUGUUCUCGUUACUUAAUUAAUGUCGAAGGAUGAAAGUCAAGAUCUCAGCAAACGCUUCCCUGAUAUAUAUGAGCAUACAAGUUUUUUUUUUUUUUUCAUUUUCAUAUAUUUAUUCUCACUUGUUCGAUUGUGAAAAAAUCUCGUUGAAUAAACUCGAGUGGAUUUUGGAACGAGUAGAAAAUUGGGUAAAUUUUAGUCACUCGUUCCAUUGAAAUCCAUUAAAAUUGUGAUUUAUUCGGUGACCGCAGUGAUUAUAGGUUACUCAUGGAUGAGAAUAACUUUUAUCGGAUUCUUCACAAUUGGUGAUCCACACUACCGACGGCGGCGCUCGCGUCUCUCGGAAAUAUGGCGUUAUUGGAUAGAAAUUUUGACAGUUGUGUACAAUUUAGUAUUGGAAACAUGACUCAGUCGUACUCGAAAAUUCGACAAAAUUAUGAAUACGCACAUUUUUUUGUUGAUAACCGCUGCAAAAACUACUCAAUGACAUUAAUAUUACGUGGCAGAGGCUGCCGCUGCUUUGCACUUCAGCAGCAGUUCGAGAAAAAUCCGCGAGGCGUCGCACGCUUCGUGUGCGUGCAUCGCCAAUUGUAAUGACAAAAGAGAUUUCAGUAAUCGAUUUAUAUUUAUAUGAGACCUUCGAUUCGGAGGUAUCUUACCAAGUGAGAAUAUUCUUUCUUAAGAAAAGAGAAGCAACGGUAAUAAAAAUAUUGUAAUAUAAACCGAUCGGCUAUUUUUUUUUCUCGCAUAUGAAUUCGACACAAAAGUCUUCGCACUUUUCUGCCUCAAAGCGUAUGACGGGUACGAUUUUUCACAUUUCCUUGCAAGUGGCUGCCGUGAUUUCCUCAUGAUCGAAAACAAUGCGCGUUUCUUCAAUAAUCCCUCACGUUUGUGCUCAAAUCUACGAGUAGUGAAGCGGUCGGAGUCGUUUGAAGGCGUCAAAAGAAAAAAAAAAAAGAGAAGCCACAAGUUCCUACCGCGAUACGACGGAGAAACGAGAUGGAAAGGCUGCGGCUGAAUACUUCUGUUUUCCUAUCUCUAGCUCUCGUUUUAUCACGUUUCAUUUCCUACGUAUUCAUAAAUAUAAAAACGUGGAUUUUGCGAGCUGCAUGCCCACAAUAAAAACAGAAUAAAUCGUUUUGUACGUAGAUAACAAUGAGUUACGACAAUAAUUUCUAUUGUACCCUCAACCUUGGGAGUCAGCCAAUCGAGGAAAAAAAACUAUCGACGCGGUGUUUAUCCGUAAAAAUAUAAUGAAGCAGCGAUUUCCAGGUGCGUCCGACAGAGUAAACCAUCCAUAACCAAGAGUGCCUGUCAAUCUAAUUUCAAAGUAUCUUUUUCUUUUCAUCCGACGUUUAUAUUUGUGCGAUAUUGACAAAAUGUCAUUACAAUGUGUAAUUACAAAAGAAAGGAAAAAAUAUGUUAUUUUUUUUAGUUUCAUAAAUACACGAAUUGUGAGAAAAAAAUGUGCAUCGCUUGUCGAGAUAUAAUUUGAAGGAGGACGAUGAGAAAAAUAAUGUAUAAACUUCGAGAGUGCUACGAUCAAUCGAUGACAUUGGAGUUGACAAGUUUUUUCUUCGAUCCCCCAUAACCGCACACUACUUUCGUUUAAUCUUGCCGUUAUAUACGUUUCUUCAAUAUUUAUUUUGUGCCAUUUAAAACGAACAAUAAAAUACAUCUUGUCUUUA